UGGGUCGGGAAAACGUUCAAAUGACGUGCAAAGCUAACGCAAACCCACCAGCCCAUCACUUCAGAUGGAUUAGAUUGGACAGUGAAAUGCCAGAAGGGGUGGAAAUAAUAAAUAGCACUUUGCUCUUCCUGCGUCCCCUCCAGCGGAAUGACUCUGGAGUAUACAGGUGUGAGGUUGCCAAUGACAUCAACCUCCGCAGUCGGGAUGUGCGCAUUCUCAUACAAGAUCCUCCCACCAUGCCUUCCACCAUUACUGCUCCUGUCCUAGCUGGCACUGCCUCCUCCACCUUAGUGGAUGAUAAGGGCCAAGUCCUCCUCAGCUUCCCCACACUUGAAGCCCUGCCUGAGAGAAAUCUUGGUUCCAUAGUGGGUGGGGCUGUGGGUGGGGCCUUGUUCCUGCUGCUGUUGUUGUCUCUGGUGGGUGUGUAUUACCUCCGCAAACAGCAGACCUUCCACGGGAAUUACUACACCAAGCAGUACCUGGGUCCCAGUGACCUCCAGACUGCCCCCACGCAGCACGAGCUCCGCCCAACCAAGGCUGGCGGCAGCUCCAACCAUCGAGACCAAGACAGAGAGGAGUGGGGCGACUGCCAACUCAAACAUGAACGUGACCGCCAUCACCAUAGCAACUAUAACGGAGAGGUCUACCCCCCUAAUGGCUACACUAGAGCAAUGAGGGAGAGCAGUCAGCACAGUCGUCAGCAGAAUCACCAGAUUGAACACUCACAGUAUUCUAGUCCUCGAAAGGCCAAGUACCCUCAUUCACCCAAACUAGAGGGAAAUGGCUCCCCCUACCUGUCAGAUGACUGCUACGAUAGCGGGCCCGAUGGCGAAUAUGUGUCUCACACAGACGGCUCAGUCAUUUCACGCAGGGAGUGGUAUGUUUGACAGGAGCAGGUUUCAUUUGUGAAAAUUAGGGAGCAUUAGGAUUCCUGUUCAUGCACAUACACUCUUCUGUAAUUCCCUUGUUUUGUAAGCGUCCUGGUUGAC
Messenger RNA from Solea senegalensis (Senegalese sole), 989 nucleotides. Its product is annotated as nectin-3-like protein. The record is from RefSeq and is a predicted model, not a curated record. The coding region runs from base 21 to 887 and encodes 288 amino acids. Gene Ontology annotation, biological process: heterophilic cell-cell adhesion; homophilic cell-cell adhesion. Gene Ontology annotation, cellular component: adherens junction; apical junction complex. The transcript has 3 exons. NCBI's taxonomy places the organism in Eukaryota, Metazoa, Chordata, Actinopteri, Pleuronectiformes, Soleidae.